Molecule: messenger RNA, 5200 nt
Organism: Ctenopharyngodon idella (grass carp)
Lineage: Eukaryota; Metazoa; Chordata; Actinopteri; Cypriniformes; Xenocyprididae
Product: complement C3
Exons: 40
Coding region: 245-4987 (1580 amino acids)
Cellular component (GO): extracellular region
Molecular function (GO): endopeptidase inhibitor activity; protein binding
Source: RefSeq, a predicted model, not a curated record
GGGAAAAGGGGGGCUUGAGCCCCUGCCUCUUUAAUUGUGAAAGUGAAAGUACCCUUUUCGGUUCGACGCGAUUUCGCCCCUGCCCCCGCGGAGGUCUGUGCGUCUCAUUUCGCAGGCUGCGCCCUCCGGAGGUCGCGUUUGAAGGCUGCAUACGUCAUCGAGGCGGUCUCAUUUAAGAAAAGUAACUGUGAGAUUGCAAAAUAAUAAAGAAACCUCUCGAGGAAUAAGGCAAGGCACUUUUCUUAUGCGACCUCCGGAGGAAGCAGCCACAGCCAGGAUGGACGUGAAGCUGCUGUGUCUGACUGUUGUUCUCCUCUCCUCACCCCUCCUCACACUGUGUGACCCGCUAUAUGUUCUGUCAGCUCCUAAUUUGCUGCGAGUGGGUUCCUCAGAGAACGUGUUUGUGGAGGCUCAGGAUUACACCGGAGGAGCUUUUGAUGUAAAGAUUACAGUGAAGAACCACCCAAGGAAAGACAAGGAGAUACUGUCUAAAACAGUGACACUGACGGCAGACAACAAUUACCAGAUCCUUACAGAUAUAAAGAUCCCUGAUGAUCAGAACUUCUUCUCUGAUGAUCCUCUGGAGAAGCAGUAUGUGUAUCUACAAGCUCAAUUUCCAACCAAAACUCUGGAGAAAGUGGUCCUGGUCUCAUUCCAGUCUGGAUAUAUAUUUGUACAGACAGACAAGCCCAUCUACACGCCUGGUAGCGCAGUUCAGUACAGGAUUUUCUCUCUGACGCCCAACCUGAAACCACUCAGUCAGUCUGGAGUCACGGUGGAGAUCAUGAAUCCACAAGGCAUCACGGUUUCAUCAGAGAAGACAGAUCCAGUGAAAGGGAUGAAGUCCGGAAAAUACAGCAUUCCUGAGAUUGCCAGUCCUGGGAUGUGGAAGGUGGUCACUCGGUACACAAACACUCCUCAGAAGACGUUUACCACAGACUUUGAGGUCAAAGAAUAUGUGCCUCCAACAUUUGAAGUUAAAUUAAAACCAAGUAAGUCAUUCUUCUAUGUGGAUGAUCGGAGUCUGGCAGUCGACAUUGAAGCCAAGUACCUGUUUGGAAAGAAGGUAGAAGGAAAUGCAUUUGUGAUGUUUGGUGUGAUGGACGGUGAGAAGAAAACAAGUAUUCCUGCAUCUCUUCAAAAAGUUCAGAUAAUGAAAGGAGAAGGUACUGCAGAACUGACCAGGGAGAUGAUCACUAAGACCUUUCCAAACAUUAACCAGCUGGUUGGACAAUCAAUCUAUGUUUCAGUCAGUCUUUUAACAGAAAGUGGCAGUGAAAUGGUGGAAGCAGAAAGGAGAGGCAUUCAGAUUGUGACGUCACCGUACACCAUCCACUUCAAAAAAACACCACAAUUCUUCAAACCUGGAAUGCCCUUCACUAUCUCGGUGUAUGUAACAAAUCCUGACCAGACACCUGCUGAAUAUGUUAAAGUCGAGGUCAAUCCUGGAGGGAUCAGAAGUCAAACAAGAGCCAAUGGUAUUGGCAAGUUUACUGUCAACACUCCAGGAGGAUCUUCUACACUGGAGAUCACUGCAAACACCAAAGAUCCACAAUUAAGAGAUGAACAGCAGGCAGUGAAGAAGAUGACGGCUCAGGCUUAUGUUCCCAAAGGCGGCUCCAACAACUACCUGCAUUGUCGCAUUGAUACUGCAGAGCUUCAGAUCGGUGAUCAAAUACAAGUCAAUCUGAACACUGGACAAAGUCCAGGAGUUAAAGAUCAAGAUUAUACAUAUAUGAUCUUGAGUAAAGGUCAGAUCGUUCAUGCAGACAGGUUUAAGAGGAGAGGACAAUCUCUAGUGACUCUGUCUCUACCUGUAACUAAAGACAUGGUGCCGUCCUUCCGCUUCGUGGCUUAUUACCAUGUGGGCUCGUCUGAGGUGGUGUCUGAUUCAGUCUGGGUUGAUGUGAAGGACACGUGCAUGGGAACGCUCAAGCUUCAGGUGAAGAACAAGAUGAAUACCUAUGGCACAGGAGAUAUGGUCAAGCUUCAGAUAACUGGAGAUCCUGGAGCUAGAGUUGGUCUGGUGGUGGUUGACAAGGCUGUGCAUGGACUGAAUCAGAACAGACUCACUCAGAUGAAGAUCUGGGACAUCAUAGAGAAGCAUGACACCGGCUGUACAGCAGGAAGUGGAAGGGACAGUAUGGGGGUUUUCAGUGAUGCAGGUCUGAUGUUUGAGUCUAGCACUGCAGGAGGAACCAACACCAGAACAACGUUGGAGUGUCCCUUCCUUUCAAAAAGAAGACGGAGAUCACUGGGUGAUGAUGACGACAAAUAUUAUAUACAUUCUGAUGAUAUUGUGUCACAUACUCAGUUCCCUGAGAGUUGGCUCUGGGACGAGAUUGAUCUAUGUGAGAAUUGUCCAGCACCAGUCAGAGAUAAAGUGCUCUACCUGAAAGACUCUAUUACUACAUGGCAGAUCUUGGCUGUCAGCCUGUCACCAACACUUGGCAUCUGUGUGGCAGAACCUGAGGAGAUAGUCGUUUUUAAACACCUUUUCAUUGACCUCAAGAUGCCUUAUUCAGCUGUGCGCGGUGAACAACUGGAAAUCAAGGCCAUUAUUCACAACUACACACCAAAGAAGCAGAAGGUGCGAGUGGAGUUUAUGGAGGCACCAGAUGUUUGCAGCUCCGCCAGUAAGAAAGGCAAACACAGAACAACAGUAAAUGUUGACAAAGACUCCAGCAUAGCAGUUUCAUAUGUGAUUAUUCCCAUGACACUGGGAAAUCACAUGAUUGAGGUGAAAGCUGCAACAAAUGAUUCUGUCCACACUGAUGGAGUGAGAAAGAACCUGAAGGUGGUGUCUGAAGGUGUACUGGUUCCAUUACAUACCCAAAACGUGGAGCUCAAUCCCGUUAAGAAUGGGGAAAAACCUAUAGUUAUUAAAGCUGAAAUACCACCUGAUCAGGUUCCAGACACACCUGUGAAUACCUACAUCACAAUUACUGGUGAAGGGAUCUCUCAGACAGUCGAGCAGGCCAUCAGUGGAGACUUCAUGGGUCGCCUUAUUGUCCAGCCCAGUGGUGAUGGAGAGCAGAACAUGAUCCAUAUGACUCUACCUCUCAUUGCCACUCAUUAUCUGGACAGCACCAAUCAGUGGGAGGCUGUUGGCAUGGAGCGCCGUAGUGAAGCCAUUAACCAUAUCAACACAGGUUAUCAGCGGCAGCUGAUCUGUCGUAAACCAGAUGGAUCCUACGCUGCCAGGCUAGACAGGCCAAGCAGCACAUGGCUGACCGCAUAUGUGGCUAAAGUCUUCGCCAUGGCCAUUGAAUACAUAGAUCUACAGGAGAAUGUGAUCUGCAGCGCCCUCAAGUGGCUGAUUCUCAACAAACAACUGUCAGAUGGCUACUUUAAAGAGGAUUCAGCUGUACUUCAUGGAGAGAUGGUGGGUGACGUACGAGGCAAAGAUGCCGAAGCCUCUCUGACGGCCUUUGUUGUGAUUGCCAUGCAAGAGGGCAGAGAGAUCUGUGCUGGAACAGUUCAUAGUCUGCAUGAAAGUAUCAGGAAGGCUGUUGACUUCUUAGAAGGUCGACUUCCACAACUGACCAAUCCUUACGCUGUUGCGAUGACGUCCUACGCCCUGGCCAAUUCUGAAAAACUCAAUAAAGACAUCUUGAUGAAACAUUCCACCCAAGGAGAAGCCGGUAGGUUUUGGAAUGUCGCUGGACAGCCUCAUUACUCACGAGAGGCGACGGCCUAUGCUGUGCUGGCACUUGUGAAGGCCAGAGACUUCGAUAAAGCAGGAGAGGCAGUGCACUGGCUGGGCAGACAACAGUCUCAUUAUGGCAGUUCUGACACCACACAGGCGACCAUCAUAGUGUUCCAGGCCGUGGCAGAGUAUCGCACGCAGGUGAAGGACCAGCAAAACUUCAAUCUGGACGUGGAGCUGGCAGUGGCAGGAAGAAGCAAACCUGUCAGAUGGACCAUUAAAAAAGAUACUGCGCAUCUUACACGAUCAUACAAGGUGGAGAUCAACAAGGACUUCAAUGUGACGGCUAGAGGAACUGGAAGAGCCACUCUCUCUGUUUUGACGCUGUACUACGCCAGACCUGUUGAGAAGAAGUCUGACUGUACAUUCUUUGAUCUGACUGUUAAAAUGGAAAAAGACACUGAAACAAAACAAGAAGGAGCCCUUGAAACUUACAGACUCACUAUGGAUUUCUUCUACAAAAGUGAUAUAACCCAUGCCACCAUGACUAUUCUGGACAUUGGCAUACCGACGGGAUUUAGGGUGGAAGGCAAAGAUCUUGAAGAGUUGUCCACAGGGAAGGAGAGAUACAUUCAGAAAUUUGAGAUGGACAAAUUGCUGUCAGAGCAAGGAUCCCUCAUCCUCUACUUCGAUAAGGUUUCGCGUACAGAACCACAAAGAAUUUCCUUCAGGAUGCACAAGAUGUUUAAUGUGGGUCUGCUUCAACCUACUGCAGUCACAAUAUAUGAAUAUUACUCACCCAAUGCUCGCUGUACAAAGUUCUUCCAACCUAAAAGGAAAGAUGGCGCUCUAUACACACUGUGUAAGGGAGAUUUGUGCCUUUGUGCAGAAGAAAGUAUCUGCAGUAUCCAGAAGCAUCAGAUCAAAGAACAGGAGCGUUUGAAUAGAGCCUGUAAAUCUGGCAUGGAUUAUGUUUAUAAAGUCACAGUAUUGGAUAUGGAUGUGGUACAGGACUCUGCCAUUUACGACAUGAAGGUGGAGCAGGUGCUGAGAGAAAGCACUGAUGAUAAGAAAGUUGAGGGGAAAGUGAGACCAUUUUUGGCUCGUACCAGUUGCAUAGAGCAUUUGGGAUUAAAACAAGGCAAGUCGUACCUCAUCAUGGGCAAAUCCUCUGACGUGUCACGCCUAGGGGGAAGUCUGCAGUACAUCUUUGGAGAGCAGACCUGGGUUGAAUACUGGCCCACAAGAGAGGAAAGCCAAACUCCAGAAUACAGGGAGCAGCACAUCAGCAUCUCUGCACUCCAGAACAGGCCCUUGAAAGAAAUAUGCGCUACAUAAUUACAUAACAAUUACAUAACUACAUAAUUAAUUGUGCUCAAAAGUUUACAUACCCUUUGCAGAAUCUGCAAAAAUGUUAACUUUAACAAAAUAAGAGGGAUCAUACAAAUUGCAUGUUAUUUUUUUUUUUGUACUGUCGUGAAUAAUCUAUUUCAGCAAGCUGUUACUCAGUUGUUUUCUCUUUUGAAUAAUAAAAUUUUAGCGUAUACAUCA